Ctenocephalides felis (cat flea) is the source of this 3549-nucleotide messenger RNA. Its product is annotated as MATH and LRR domain-containing protein PFE0570w-like. The record is from RefSeq and is a predicted model, not a curated record. The transcript has 7 exons. Lineage: Eukaryota; Metazoa; Arthropoda; Insecta; Siphonaptera; Pulicidae. The coding region runs from base 67 to 3549 and encodes 1160 amino acids.
AGUAAUCCUGAAACGUUAAAUCAGUUUUCUAUUUUUGUUAAUGAAUCUAUUUUUGUAUGGUUAAAAAUGGAUCACAAAUAUCGUAGUGUUCUCAAGGAUGUGAAUAGUCAGCAAAACAUGAAUACCCCACAUAUAAAUGUUUUUGGAAUAAAAGCUGAAGGUCAACGACAAACACAGAAUUUGCAAGAUGGUUACGAAUCCAGCUCGUCAGAAGAUUAUCGAAGUGCUGAAGAAGAUGAUGUUGAGUUCAAUUCUAAACUGGAUUCCAUAAUAAAUGGUUUUAGUAAAGUGCAUAUAUUAACUCCAAAAGCGAAAAAAUUGAAAACUCAAUUGCAUAAAACUUUUAAUAUAACUAAAACUAUUGAUCCAAACUUAUCACAACAAUUGGCUCAUGAAUGCACAAUUGCUAAUCAUAUUUGGUCAGAUCAGAACAACCCAAAGAAAAGUGAAUUUGAGGAUGCUGAUGAAUCAUAUGCAUCUUUAUUAAAUGAUUCCAGCAAUGAAGCAUUCACAAACAUAGCCACGGAUGGUAUUGAUACGAUUAAGGAAAAUGUAAUACAAACAAAAGUUAAAUCUGCAGGUCAGAUCAAGAAAGCAUAUAAUUUAAAUGAGACAUGGGAUGAAGAUAUUAAUAAAGAAAAUGAAAAUCCAGUCUUGGAUGAUUUAGCAAAAAAUAAUUUGACUCUGAAUAUUGAAUAUUCAAACAGUGAUUUAGCAGCUAAAUCAGUGGAUACAUCAGAAAAUGCUAUAAAUUCGACAACUGAAAAAACAUUGAAAUGCUUUGAUGUUGAUGAAGAAAUUAAGAUUGAUCAAUUGAGCACAACUUUUAACACUCAAAGUGAAUUAAACAAUGAAGCAUUUACAGAAUCGAAAGUGAUUGAUCAUGAAAUAAAUAUUUCUUCUAGGAACAUUGCAGAUUCAGACAAGAAAUGUGUAAGUAAUUUAAAUACUGAGAAUUCUCUAAACAAAACCUUUGAAGGUAGUAUUAUUCAGGAGAAUAUAGCAAUUAAUCUUCAAUCUGAAUUAAGUAAUAAUAAAAUUGAGUCAAUCAAACUUAUUGAAACAGAUAUAACUGACAAAAAUGAACAUACAAUUAAUUCAGAUUUAAAUAGAACUUGGGAUGGCUCUAAUAUAGAAAGUGAUUCCAAAAUCUUCACAAAUCCUUUGCCUGUGAACACACAUAUCACUGACAAUUUAAACAAUUCUACUUUAAGUAAAUAUCCUGAAGAAAGUACAAUGAUGCAACAGGGUAUUAGCUGUUCAAUACUAGAUUCUUUAGAUCAUAAAAUGGGCAAUAUUGAUGAAAAUAUACCUGAAAAUACAUGUAAUAUUGAAAACACAAUCCAUGAUACUUUUAAUAUAAAUGAAGAAAAUAAAAAUGUAAUCGACAUGCACAAUAAAGAUCAAAAUAUAUUAUUGCAUGAGCCUGAGGCUUCAGAUAAAACUUUUUGUGAUACUGUUGAAGCUGCUAGUGUAAGUAAGAUUAGUUCUGAUAUUGUAUCUAAAGUAAUAGAAAAUCAAAUUGAUACUAUUACUACUAAUAAAACACAUGAUGAAACUUUUAAAACCACCAAUGAAUUGCUAUCAAAUGAUGUAAUGGAUGGCGAAAAUAAAAAUACAAAUAAUAUAUCUGAACAAACAGAACAAAAUUCACAAACAAUUGAAAACAAAUUAACACUGAAUGUUCUAGUAGAGUCUGCUAAUUCUGAAUGUGCAAUUUCUAAUAAUUCUGAUAUGAACAAAGAUUUCAUACAAAAUAAUCCUAAUUAUGAUAAUUUAAGUAUUGAAUUUUUACAAACAGAACAAGCUUCAUUGGACAAUAUUAUUAAACAAGAAUUGACCAGUGUGGUAGAAAGCAGCCAAAUAUCUUGCGAUACUUUGAUUGAAAACUCUAAUGAAAAGAAUAAAGAAAUACUUAAGGCAACUGAUCAAUUAAUAAUAAAUUCUCCUUUGCCUCGUGAUGAAAAUGAAAUUUAUAAUAUGGAAACUGGAUCAAACUUGAAUGAUACAGUUACAAUUGAAAAUCUCCAAACACCACAAGAAGGAAUUAUUAAUUUGAAUGAAACUGUCACUAUAAAUGAUGAUACAGAAGUCAAGACAGUUGAUUCUGAAGAAUUUGAUUUAAAUGAAACACAGGUAUUAAAGAAGGAUGUAAAUGUUGAUAAAAAUAUUACCAUUAUGAUAAACGAUACAAUAAAUGAAAAUAUUUCUGAUAAAGCUCCAAUAAGAAGUAUUCUAGAUACAACACCUGAAAAUUAUGCUGACCUACAAUUCAAUAUGUCUAAAGAUACUUUAAAACUAUUUGAAGAUAUUGGAGAAAAUAAUGGAUCAAAAAUGGAUUGUGAUGAUAGUUUUCUCAUGCAAUUAAGAAGUCUACAAAAUAAACCAAUGACUGCCAUUCAGAAAGAACAAGAAAGCAAGUGUGAUAAUAUAUUAGUUAAGAUUGAUGAAUCAGUUACAGAUGAUUCUAUUAAUAUGGGAAACACCUCUGCUAUAAUUGGAAGCCCUAACACUUUUUGUAAAAAUGAAUUUUUUGAAUCAACUACAAUUAGCAACAAUUCAGAAGAAACCAUAGCCCCAAUAAAAGAAGCGAAUAAAUCACCUAAAGCAAGCACUACAAGCAUAUUCAAAUGGAUUGGAAACUUACUUAGUCCUGGCAAAGGCAUAACUCAAGAUGUUCCGCCUGCAGUUGAAGAUAAUGUAUCUGUUUCCUCGGAUAAUAAAAAUAAUACAGUAACACAGAAGUCCUUCAUAAAUGAUUCUAAAACAGAUGGAGAAUUUGCAUGUCUUUCUGAUGAAACACCUAUAGCUGAGUUUAUGAGUGUGUCAACAACUUCUGAACCAUUUAAUGAGUCCCGUGGAGGAAAUGAUGAAAAUAGUGAAUUAUUAGCAGAGCUUGAGCAACUAAGAAAUCUAGCAAAAGAAAAUGAGAAAAAAAUAGAAUCAAUUAAACAAGAAAUAAAUGAUCAACAAAAAACUGCUACCGAUUUAGAAGAGAAUACGAAAAAGCUGGAAAAGGAAUUAGAAAUCUUGUCUGAAAAUGAGAAGAUUUCAGAACAGGCUAUUACUGGUUUUGAAAAACGUAUUACAGAAAUGAGAGUAGAAAAUGAACAACUUUUGCUUAAUAGUAAAGAACAAUUAGAACAGAUUAAAGUGGAACGUGACUCUUCUCAAACCAAUUUAUCAACUAUUGAAAAUGCCUUUUCCACACUUCAUAAAAAAUAUGAGCAAUGCAAGAAAGCAAUUGAAACUAUGAAAUCAAAUCAAACUGUACUACAAAAUUUGAAUUCACAAUUAAGGGAGAUUGCAAGGGAACAAGAUUUAAAUUUGUCAGCACUGCAGGAACAUGCGACUAAACAAAUUGAAACUGCUAAAGCAGAUUAUGAAAAUACGGAACACCAGCACAAAGUUGAAAUGAUACGAUGGACUGCUCUAAUAAAGAAAGCCGAACUACAAAAAACUUCUCUAGAAGAAGCAGUGGAAAAGAAAAAGCAGGAAAAUGCAGAAUUGUUGCAGUUAUGUGAUGUAUUGAUUCAAAAAGUAGGCUGA